AUGCAAACAAUUAUACUACUUAUUGGUGUAUGCUGCUGUUCCCAAGUGCGAGGACAACCAAAGUGGAAAGAUUGCUCCGAUCGUACUGGCGUCGUAACAACGUUUACGAUCAAAGAAUGCCCCAGAGAACCAUGCGUAUUGGCAGCUGGUCAUAAAAUUACUGGGAGGAUUGAAUUUGUUUCAACGAGAAGUCAUAAAGAUGUCGUAAUAUGGAUGAGUAUACCGAUCGUAUUUGGUCUUAGGAAGUGGAUAAAAUUGCCGUAUCCGUACUCGGAUGGAUGCAGGUAUGCGACACCGCACUGUCCAAUCCAGCGUGGGCUCAAGUAUACGGUCGAGGUUCAGGCAAUUGUUCCAAAAGUAAAAUACAACGGCAGCGCUCAGCUCAGUUUAUACGAUUCCAAAAAUUACAAGAUUGUGUGCGUGGACUUGCGUCUCAUUAUCCAGUAGCCAACGGAAUCAACAGCGGCAAAGAUGGAGG
Opisthorchis viverrini is the source of this 478-nucleotide messenger RNA. RefSeq lists its product as hypothetical. Gene Ontology annotation, biological process: sterol transport. The record is from RefSeq and is a predicted model, not a curated record. Lineage: Eukaryota; Metazoa; Platyhelminthes; Trematoda; Opisthorchiida; Opisthorchiidae. The transcript is spliced from 4 exons. Gene Ontology annotation, molecular function: sterol binding. The coding region runs from base 1 to 447 and encodes 148 amino acids.